AUGGCGUCCCACGUGUCCGUCAUGGAAUCCCUCUCCGCGUCCUUCACCGGGUGGCUACUGCACGACGCAUUGCCUUCCCUCACGGACCGCGCUGCGUCCUUCCUGCAGAGCCUGCCCCUGUCCACCUCCUUCUUCAGCCUCGUCGCCCUGUUGUUCUUCACGCUUGUUAUCUUGUUCUCGAUUUAUUCGAUUGUGCGAAAGGUCUUGAGCAUCAUCAAGUACUGGGUCGUCAUUAUGGUGUACUUAUUGCUUCUUGCAAUCUUGGGGGCGGUGCUUUUCUUGCACCCUCCGGUCGCUGUGGCGGUUGGUCUCCUGGUCCUGCGCCUGUGGGUGCGCCGGCGCUCGGCGGGCUCGCGCCAGGCUUAG
Anthostomella pinea is the source of this 366-nucleotide messenger RNA. The record is from the annotation of a GenBank genome assembly. Lineage: Eukaryota; Fungi; Ascomycota; Sordariomycetes; Xylariales; Xylariaceae.